Molecule: messenger RNA, 3259 nt
Organism: Camellia sinensis
Lineage: Eukaryota; Viridiplantae; Streptophyta; Magnoliopsida; Ericales; Theaceae
Biological process (GO): meristem development; proteolysis; meristem maintenance
Molecular function (GO): cysteine-type peptidase activity
Source: RefSeq, a predicted model, not a curated record
AGCAACGUGGCCAAUCUGAUCUGACAGCUUUAUAUUAGCAAAUCGGGGCCGAAGCGCUCACAACUAAGAUCCAACGGAUGUAAAUCAGAGUCCAUUGAGUUAGGAAAUCCGACGGUCAUAAAAAAUACGAGGGUUCUUCAAAACCCCUAUCGCUCUCGCUUUAUGUGAAAAGUUGUUCAUGUUUUUUUCGAGUUUCUAGAGAGAGAAAGAGGGAGUGUGUCUGGAUUCUGGAGUGGAGUUUCUCUCUCUAACUCAAAUCAUACUCUUCUUUCAACAGUUUGUGCAUUGCAAAAAUGACGAGAAAGAACAAACAAUCACAAGAAAAGUACGAGUUGUGUCCAAGGAGUGAGAGAUGCAGUUUGCCAGUCGCUGAAAAUAGCCCGACAAUUGAUACAAUACCAACAAUAAGAAACACCUCCCUAGUGCAAUCAGAAGCCUCACUGGUCCUUGGUACAAUAACAAGGAGAUCGCCUCGUCUGAGUGGACGAGCUCAGCAUCUGUUAGUAACCACACCACCAGAAGCCAUUCCUCCCCCUCUAAAAGAAAGGAAAAUUCCUAAAAAACCAGAAAAGAAACGAGCUGCAAAGAAAAUACGUACAUUCAUAUUUCAACAUCGGUCAAACAUCUUGGCUGUGAUACGAUUGAUUGAAAGGAUUCGACUCACAAAAGCACAUAAAGAUGUGCUGAAACAAACACCAUUCUGGCAUUUCUUCGAAUCAAUCCUGAAUCAGCGUUAUGUAGAAUCAUUGAGGUGCAAAAAGAACGAGAACAUUAUUGUUGAAAUAAUAGAAUCAUAUAACUACAAGAAACAAGCAUUCCACAUUGGUGGAAAAGAUUUGCUCCCAAGCAGCAGAGACAUAGGGUUGAUAUUUGGCAUAAAGCAAGGAUCAGAGCCGCUAGAUAUCACUCAGGGAUCAAGAAAGAGUUCUCAAUUUGUCAAGAGAAUAUUUGGUAACAUCAAUAACAUAUCCAAAGUUCACAUUGAGAAUGCAAUUAAUGAAUCGCUGAAAGGAAGAAGUGAAAGGGAUUAUGAAGAUGUUGCAAAACUGCUCUGCUUACAUGCACUUCUAACAGUGUUCUUCUCCGGCAGUAGCCAUAUUCUGACAAGAAGAUAUAUACAUUAUGUGGACGACCUCCAAAACAUGGCAAAGUAUGCAUGGUGCGAUGCGAUCAGAGACAAAUUAAUCAAAUCUGUGCAGAAAAUGCACCAAAAACCAGCUGGAGUGACUGGAUGUGUCAUAGCACUUUUAUACUGGUUGUGUGAGCACACAAAUCUUGUUCAGCCAAACAUAGACGAGGGAUUCCCGAGAUACAUCAAAUGGCAUCUUGGCACUCUAAGCAAUAAUUUAGGAGAAAGGCGAAUUCCAACACUCAGACCUGAAGAGGUUUUGGAGGAUGAGCUUAAACUCACAGACCUAGAAAUCAGUGUUUUUGUAGAAGAAACAUUGGCAACACAAAACAAUCAGAUCAUCAUGUCAAACAACGAGUCAGAUACUCGAACUGUUUUACAUGAAAUGAAAACUUGGGACAGACAAGAAGUGACGACUGAACAAGACAAACUUGAUGCAUUGUGCGACGCAAUCCUGGGCUCCAUCUCUGAAUUUCACUCUGUUGAUGCCUCGCAAUUUCUCUUGGAGACUAAUUUUGAACAUUUGGAAAGAGAGACAAAACAACAUGAAGGCAAGUUUGAUGGUUACAUUUCUUUGGGAACCGCAAUUGAUAACAUCAACCGAAUAGCACACGAAGUAUGUGGUCAUGAAGAGGAAAUGAAGGCAUUGAAAACCGAGAGCAACUAUGCUUUAAACCUUUUGAAAGAAAUGGUAGUAAAUCAUGUGGAAGACAGGAAGAAACUGGUGCACAUGGAAAAGGAGAACAAGGAAGUCAAUGAAGCAAACAAACAGCUUAGGGAAGAGUGUGACAACAUCAAGAAGGAGAAUGAGAAAGUCAAUGAAGAAAACAAACACUUGAAGGAAGAAACUGAGAAACUCGAAGCAGAGAUAGACAUGCUAAAGAAUGGGCAGAGAAACAACAAAAGAUUGUGUGCAUACGAUUAUGGGACAAAGUCAAAGAAGCAGAGAGAGGAAGAACAACUAAAAUCAGAACAAGGAGAAGAAAAUAAAGAUGACCAAGAAGAGGACGACCAAGACUUUCUGGAUAUUGAAAAUUAUACCUGCACUGAGCCUGCUCCAAAUGAAAUAAAUUACCCAGAACUGAAAAGGGAUGGCCCGGUUUGUAAAUUCUUGUCUGCGAAUGAGUUUCAAAGGCUCCAGAACAUCAUAGCACAAGAUGGAUACACGGCAAUCAUCUACAAAGAGAAAGACAUGCUCUGCCAAGGAUUGUACAUAUCCAUGGAAGAUAUCAUGACACUACUUCUGGAAAGAGCAAUAACAAAUAUUGUCAUUGAUUGCUUGGGUCAAAUUCUCCUCAAACAACAAGAAGAGGCAAGAUGGGAUGGCUCGACAGUACCAAACAAGACACGCUUCGUCAACAGCCACUGUUGGACAAUUAUAACACGAGCUUCUGAAAGCUACAAGGAAAAAGAAAUAUACAGCAGAGUCUGCAAAGCAAUACAAGACAAUGUCAGGUAUAUUCAAUUUCCCAUGAAUUCAAAAGGAAGACAAGAAGAAUCAGUGCCAUUUCACUGGACACUACUUGUCUACGACAUGCACGAGGGAAUGUGGAGGCACUACCACUCAAACAGAGGUAUUGGACUCUAUGAUUCCUAUUUUGAGGAUGCAAAAAUUGUGAAAGAAAAUGUCGAGAGAUAUUUAAGGAAAACAUACAAAGAGGCAUGUGAAAAACAACUGCAAUCCAUGGGGGAAAUUAAUUUAUUUCAAUCAGAAAGAAUGCAAAUCUUAGCAUCCCAAGGUUUUGAGUGUCCUAUCCUGCAAAUGAAUGACUCUCCACAACAAGUUUCUAGAUCGGUCGAUUCUGGGAUAAUUGUCGCAUACAUGAUGAUGAAACUAGCGAUGGGAAUGAAAUACGAAAGCUAUCUUCCCCCUGAAAUACUACAAUGGACAAGAGCAAGCAUUGCAAAAAUGUUUAUCAAUUACGAAUGAAAAAUAAUUGUGAAGAUCUCUUGCUCUAUAUAAUUGGAAAUCUGGACAUACUGUUAAUUUUGUAGCUAGUCUAGUCUGUACAAAAAUAUUUAACUCGAAAAUAGCUUUACCUCUUAUUGUUAUAAAGAAAUGCCUUCCAUUGCCAGAAGUUUAUGAUUGUUUCAUUCCGUGGAAAUUGUUGUAGAUCACAACUGAAUAUA